Sorghum bicolor (sorghum) is the source of this 1341-nucleotide messenger RNA. RefSeq lists its product as uncharacterized. NCBI's taxonomy places the organism in Eukaryota, Viridiplantae, Streptophyta, Magnoliopsida, Poales, Poaceae. The record is from RefSeq and is a predicted model, not a curated record. The transcript has a single exon. Bases 1 to 1341 code for a protein of 446 amino acids.
AUGGCCGCCGGCUUCUCUGCCUCGGGCGCCUCUGCCGCCACCGCCGCCCAAUUGCGCGAUGAGGCCCUCGCUGCCGCCCAGUGCCUGGAGCGCGAGGCCUCUGCCGCCCGGGAAACCAACGCUGCCCGCGCCGACCAACUCCAGCAGGAGGCGGCCCUUCUCAAGGAUGCCGCCGCCGCCCAGGAACGAGUGCGCGCCGCCGCUGACGCCUUGUCCCAGGCGCGCGCGCAGGCUGACGCCCUGGAGGCACAGGCGGCCGCACUCCGCGAGCGCCUCCGCUCGGACUCCGACGACGACGGCCGCUCCACUUCCUCUGAAGCCGCCACUCUUGCGCACCUGCAUAGCCAGGCCUGCGCGGUCCAGAACGUCAAGUACUUGAUCCCGAUCGUCCUCGACCUCCAGUCUCCCCACUACUCCAAGUGGCGGGGCUAUCUGCUGCUCGCCCUCGGCCGCUACGAGCUCAAGGAUCAUGUCCUCAGCGACGUCUCCCAUCCCUCUGACCCCCACUGGCAGCGUAUGGACUGUGUGGUCGUGUCAUGGAUCUUCAACAGCAUCUCCUCCGAGCUCCUGGACAUCAUUCACGCGCAUGAUGCCGUUUCUGCCCGUGCUGCCUGGCUUGGGAUUGCGGAGCAAUUCCUUGGGAACCGCGAGUCCCGCGCCCUGCUCCUUGAUGCUGAGUUCCGCAACUUGUCCCAGGGAGACCUCACUGUGGACGACUACUGUCGCAAGAUGAAGGGCAUGGCUGACGCCCUCACCGACCUCGGCGAACCUGUCAAUGACCGGACCCUCGUGCUCAACGUUCUACGGGGCCUCAACGAGCGGUUCCAGUUCAUGACUCACAUCAUUACUCGCCAGCGACCUUUCCUCUCCUUCGCCGACGUUCGCGCAGACCUCCGUCUCGCUGAACUAAAAAUGGCGCCACCGUCUGCUGCUCCCACUGCUCUCCUCACCGCUGCACCGGGCAAGACGACGCCUGCACCCAGUGCUGCUCCCCCUCGCCCCCCGGCCACGACUCCACCCACCGGCGGCUCUUCUGGCACUAAUUCUGGUGCCAACCGUGGCCGUCAUCGCCGCGGCGGGCGCAAUCAGGGCACCCACGGCAGCACCAGCGUUCCUGGCGGGCAGCAGUGGCCGUCCUUCUACAACCCCUGGACCGGGUCCAUUCAAAUGUGGCCUAAUCCCGCACCUGGUGGCCUCCGCCACUCCUUGACGCGCCCCGACACUCCUCCACCGCACGCCAUGCUGGCUGGCACACCUCCACCGGGCAAUCCAGCUGCUCCACCAAGUCCCGGCGCACCGCUGCUUCCCACUCCUCCGACUUGGGCUCCCUGGACACCGUAG